Molecule: messenger RNA, 475 nt
Organism: Sinocyclocheilus grahami
Lineage: Eukaryota; Metazoa; Chordata; Actinopteri; Cypriniformes; Cyprinidae
Product: calcium/calmodulin-dependent 3',5'-cyclic nucleotide phosphodiesterase 1A-like
Exons: 4
Coding region: 1-456 (151 amino acids)
Biological process (GO): signal transduction
Molecular function (GO): 3',5'-cyclic-nucleotide phosphodiesterase activity
Source: RefSeq, a predicted model, not a curated record
AUGGAGCCAUUACUCUUGAUAUCUCUGAUUGCCGCUGAUGUUCCACCUCAGCUUGUAGUUCUCCUCAAAUUUACUCCUCAAAAUGAUGAAAAAUCAGAAGUGGCCAUCCUGUACAACGAUCGCUCGGUUCUGGAAAACCACCACGUGAGCGCAGCCUACAGACUCAUGCAAGAAGAUGAGAUGAACAUCCUGGUCAACCUCUCGAAGGAUGACUGGAGGGAGCUGCGUACGCUGGUGAUCGAGAUGGUCAUGAGCACAGAUAUGUCCUGCCAUUUCCAGCAGAUCAAGACCAUGAGGAAUGCGCUGCAGCAGCCGGAGGGAAUAGACAAGGCUAAAGCGCUGUCCCUGAUGCUGCACGCGGCUGAUAUCAGCCAUCCCGCUAAGGGCUGGAAACUGCACUACCGCUGGACACAAGCCCUCAUGGAGGAGUUCUUCAGACAGGUACACUCUUCAUAAUAUUUAUCUCUCAUAACAC